CGCCGCGAUGGACGACGAGGAUGCUAAAGGAUUCCUUAAGAAAGAAACGGUGAGGAAGAUCAAGUCGAUCGCCGGUCAUAUGGCCUUGUUAAUCACUCUGAUGCUGUACACCGCGAUCGGUGGAUUGUGUUUUUGAGAAAAACUAGCGGAUUAUAUAAGACGCGAAAUAAAACGAAAGAGAGGAGUGAAUUGCAAUAUGUCCCGAAAUAAUGUUCCGAAAUAAUUUGUGUGUUGAAAUUUUCAUUUUGGGAAACAUCGAAAUUUUCAGCGUGGAACGUUAAACGUAUAUGUUCAAUGUUCCAUAAAUAUUUACAUUCUAUACAAUAACGAACGGUUUUGUAGCCUAUCGAAUCGUAUAACUUUAUUUUUAGCAACGGACCGAUCGUGCAGUUUAGAAGGAAGUAUAUUACUGACGCCUUUUAAUAUAGUUUGCACUAAUUGACAGCUGAUGAAGAUUUAUCAAAAAACAGUUUCAAGAACUAUUGUAGACGGAAGGAUAUUGUUCGGAUAAAUAUGCGCAUCUUGAUUCGAUCAUUAGCUAAAGUGUACCUAGCACUUGAGACUCGAGAGUAAUAUAUCCAUACAGGUUUUUCGGCAGAUUGAACUUCCGGCGGAGCUCGGACGGCUCGAACGUUUGCGCGCGAAAUUACGUAUGCAACGAUAUCGUUUCAUCGAGUCCAUUUCCAACAAUACGGACGUCUUCAAUUUGCGAACCUUGAUAAACGUGAAAUUGUGCGUCUACGAAGAAGCUGUUCAGGAAGCGGCUGAAGCGGGUCUUUUAGUCAGUUUUGUAAAUACCAUGGAUCAGGACGCUCACAUUGAAUCGGACUUGCCACCCAUCGUAACUGAAAGAUGGAGCAUUCUCCAAGCGGUUUUCUUCGCCAGCACCGUUCUCACUACGAUUGGAUAUGGCAAUGUCGUACCCUCGACUAAUUGGGGAAGGAUUUUCUGCAUUUUCUUCGCUCUUAUUGGCAUACCUCUUACCUUGAUCGUGAUUGCCGAUUUGGGAAAACUGUUCGCGGAGGGAGUAGUGUAUAUUGCAUUAAAGUUAAAAUUGAAGCUUCUGUUUCGCGCGAAAUUAUCGUGCGUUCCGACAAACGUAACCGGUCGACGAUCGCUCGGCGCCUGUGCCGCUAUUAUAUUGCUCUUCCUAUAUCUUGCCUGCGGCGCCGGUAUGUUUAUGCUAUGGGAAGACGACUGGAACUUUUUUGAUGGAUUUUAUUUUUGCUUCGUUACGAUGACCACUAUAGGCUUUGGUGAUCUUGUGCCGAAGAAGCCUAAAUACACUUUAUUAUGUACUUUGUACAUUUUGGUCGGCUUGGCGCUAACUAGCACCAUCAUCGAACUCGUCAGACGACAAUACGCUCAGUCUUGGAGAAGGCUGCAAAGACUGAGUGGUCCGUUAGCUGAAACUCUCAGAAAACUUGGCGAACAAGCAGGCGGCGACAUGUCCGCGCUACAUUCUGAUCUAAAGAAAGUACUAACCAUCAUAUCUAUGCCGCGUUUGAGAUGGUCUACUUCGAUUGAUCGUGAUGUCACAAAGGACCGGGAUUGGGAGGAAGCUGUGGAGGCGGUAUUGCGCGAUAUCGCUGCAUCUGCGACGGUGCCGCCGCCCAAAAAGCCGAUUGUGCAAAUCGUCGUUUACGAAUCUAGCGUUUAAUGUAUCGUCAAGA
Cataglyphis hispanica is the source of this 1673-nucleotide messenger RNA. RefSeq names its product TWiK family of potassium channels protein 7-like. The record is from RefSeq and is a predicted model, not a curated record. NCBI's taxonomy places the organism in Eukaryota, Metazoa, Arthropoda, Insecta, Hymenoptera, Formicidae. Gene Ontology annotation, biological process: potassium ion transmembrane transport; stabilization of membrane potential. Gene Ontology annotation, cellular component: membrane. The transcript is spliced from 9 exons. Bases 653 to 1660 code for a protein of 335 amino acids. Gene Ontology annotation, molecular function: potassium ion leak channel activity.